Molecule: messenger RNA, 303 nt
Organism: Fonsecaea nubica
Lineage: Eukaryota; Fungi; Ascomycota; Eurotiomycetes; Chaetothyriales; Herpotrichiellaceae
Exons: 2
Coding region: 1-303 (100 amino acids)
Source: RefSeq, a predicted model, not a curated record
AUGUUCUCGGCUGAAUUCUCCGGAGCCAGAAACCCAACCAUGGGCACGGCCUCGAUACUAUAUUCCUCUCACGGUUUGCCGGUAGAUCAGGGCGUACCUUCGUCCGAGCAACCUCACAAAAAGGAGGAUUACGAGAGUAUACAACGUAAGCGGCGCGCAGAAAUGAUUCUCGCACAGUACGAUCUGCUGAUGAAGUACGCCGUGGAGAACAACCUGUCAAUACCCCAGACUCGACAGUAUUUUCGGAAGGUGGCGUUGGGAAUUCCCACGGAAUCUAUCAUCAAGAAUUGGUUCCCUAGUUGA